GAGGGCGCUAGUGAGUGAGCUAGGCAUAGAGGAUUAUGAUGUCAUAGAGGCUUAGAAUCUUGGCAUUAGCAGGGAAGGGAACCAAUCUGGUUCAGAAGACUUUGGCUUCUGAUAGUCAUGGACUCACUAGGCUGCUGAGGAAGAUCAAUAAUAUCUACUGGAAUCAGUCAUGAGAAGUCAAGCAUGGAAAUUGUGAAUUGAGAAGUGUGUGGCCAGACCAGUACCUCCAAGUGUCCAAAAGAUGUGUGACCAGCCAAAACACAGUCAAUGCUGCCCAGCAAAAGGCAAUCAAUGCUGCCCACCAAAACAGAACCAGUGCUGCCAGCCAAAAGGCAAUCAAUGCUGCCCACCAAAACAGAACCAGUGCUGCCAGCCAAAAGGCAAUCAAUGCUGCCCUCCAAAACACAAUCACUGCUGCCAGCCAAAACCCCCUUGCUGCAUUAAGGCCAGGUGCUGUGGUUUGGAGACCAAGCCCGAAUGCUCACCGCUUAAUAUGGAGUCUGAGCCCAACUCACCACAAACUCAGGACAAGGGCUCUCAAACCCAGCAGCAGCCCUAUAGCCCACAAAAUAAGUCCAGUCCAAGCAAAUGGGAGCAGAAGUCAAACAAAUAG
Molecule: messenger RNA, 613 nt
Organism: Chlorocebus sabaeus (green monkey)
Lineage: Eukaryota; Metazoa; Chordata; Mammalia; Primates; Cercopithecidae
Gene: SMCP
Product: sperm mitochondria associated cysteine rich protein
Source: RefSeq, a predicted model, not a curated record